CUCCCCCACCCCUUCAACCUUACGCGUCCCCAGCCUUGUUGCUGAAAUGAGUGGCGAGCAAUCAAAGGAUCGAACUUGAAGCGGCAAGUUGACAUCUGUCCUUUUGUUCUGCAGCCUCGCCUUCGCAAAGUUUCAGAGACGCCAUCUUGGAUAAAAUUUCCGGUCAUACCACCUUUCUCGUCCAAGUUCCAUCGGGGAGUGGUUACAACGCCAGCCCUCGGUUCCAACGUUAGCCCGACCCUACACAAGAACCACCAACAACAGCACAAGCGCUUGAACUUCAACCCACCACAAAACCUUCUCACAAUGCGCCGUCGACCGCCUGGCACUAGUACUCACCACCUCCUCCUCUCAAUCCUCACCCUCUUCGCCCUCUCACCAGCUUCCUCCUGGGCCGCCGCCAACACCCGGCCGAAAAACGCCGUACUCCUCUCCGAGGUCCAAUCACUAACCCUCACCCACGGCAAAAAAACCACAUCCCGCCGCGUGCCCUCCAUCCCCCAACUCAAAUGCGUCAGCAACCCCACCUCCCUCUGCCGCCUGCCCAACGCCCAAAUCUCCACCAUGCGCUGCGUCAACCAGGGAUCCUCCUACACCUCCGAGGACAUUGAGUGGGCGUGCUCGGCCGCUUUGCCAUCUACCUUACGCCUCGAGCGGACCGAAGUCAUUUGCGAAGGCUACGAGUCGCCCGACGACCCUUACGUGCUCCGCGGCAGUUGCGGGGUUGAAUACUCGCUGGGUUUGACCGAGGAAGGCAUGCGGCGGUACCCGCACCUGGCUAAGAAGGCCCGUGAGGUUGACUGGUCCGGGGUGUUGUUCGGUAUUCUGUUUGUUGGUGUGCUGGCUUGGAUUGUCUAUGGCGCUUGUGUUGGUGCCCGGCAGAACGGCCAGCCGCGGCCGAGGAGGAGAGGGGGGAAUGGGUGGGGAGGAGGUGGUGGUGGAUGGUGGCCUGGUGGAGGUGGCGGAGGGCGAUGGGAUGACCCGCCGCCGCCGUACCCCGGUACGAAACCGGCCGAGGAACCGUGGAGGCCCGGGUUCUGGUCCGGGCUCGCGAGCGGGGCCGCGGCCGGGUACAUGGCCGGGAACCGCGGGCAGCGGGGGGAUAGGUAUGGCAAUUACGGACGGGGAGGUGGGAUAUGGGGAGACAAUGGCGGGAGUAGCUGGGGUUCUGGAUCCGGGUCUUGGGGCAGUGGCAGUGGGGGAUCCUCGAGUUCUGGCAGCUCUGGCUCCAACACGCGCUACGAAAGCACAGGCUACGGGUCAACCAGCCGGCGCUAAGGUUGAGAAGAACAAAGCUGGGGAAUCAAUUCAAGUCGUGGUUUGUACAGCGUGCCCUUGUGCUAUAGCGCGUUUCGUUGCUUUGCUCCCGACGCCGCUCUACCCUUUCACCCCGACCUUGGAACCUGAGUAUCCGAACGCGAACCACACUCCAUGUAUCCGUUCACACUUGUCACACGCCAGGGAACUCUGACACCAGUAGAGGUACAUUUGGUAUAAAAUCCAACAGCUCGAACCGUCAUACACAUAUCGCCUCGUGCUCCUUUCCAGCUUCCGACUUCGUGCUGUAGCCGCAUAUGAU
Molecule: messenger RNA, 1579 nt
Organism: Canariomyces notabilis
Lineage: Eukaryota; Fungi; Ascomycota; Sordariomycetes; Sordariales; Chaetomiaceae
Product: DUF1183-domain-containing protein
Exons: 2
Coding region: 307-1278 (323 amino acids)
Biological process (GO): regulation of store-operated calcium entry
Cellular component (GO): endoplasmic reticulum membrane
Source: RefSeq, a predicted model, not a curated record